AUGGUCUUAUUGCAAUUUUCCUCUGCACAAGGGCCAGAAGAGUGCUGUAUUGCUGUUGAAAAAGCACUCGCUUGUUUUUUGCAAGAGGCAAAAAACAAUGGAGUAAGUGCUGAUGUAUUAGAAUCUUGUCCUUCUCGACAUGGUUUAAAAUCAGCGCUUAUAUCCCUUGAUGGUGAACAAAUUCAAGCGUUAAUCGAUGACUGGUGUGGCACAAUUCAAUGGCAGUGCCAGAGUCCACUUCGUCCGAAACAUAAACGUAAAAAUUGGUUCCCUGAUGUUAUUCCAUUUUCACCGCUGACCGAAAUUACUCAAAGUGAAAUAGAAUAUGAAUUUAUCAAAGCGCAAGGACCUGGCGGGCAACAUGUUAAUAAAACCUGCUCUGCUGUUCGAGCAAGACAUAUUGCCAGUGGGAUCUGUGUGAAAGUUCAAUCUGAACGUAGUCAACACGCAAACAAAAAGUUAGCUAACCAGCUAAUUAAUUGGAAAUUAAGUGAAUAUCAAUCACAACAAUUAAGUGACUUAGAUAAACAAAGGCACCACUCCCAUUAUCAAAUUGAGAGAGGUAAUGCGAUAAGAAUUUUUUCUGGUAGCGAGUUCAAGCGCCUGAAAUAA
Messenger RNA from Teleopsis dalmanni, 612 nucleotides. RefSeq names its product putative peptide chain release factor homolog. The record is from RefSeq and is a predicted model, not a curated record. Gene Ontology annotation, biological process: translational termination. Gene Ontology annotation, molecular function: translation release factor activity. The transcript has a single exon. Bases 1 to 612 code for a protein of 203 amino acids. NCBI's taxonomy places the organism in Eukaryota, Metazoa, Arthropoda, Insecta, Diptera, Diopsidae.